AUGUCACAAAGUGAAGCCUCUCGAUGUUCGGACACCUACCCUUCAUCUAUCUUUGAGGAUAAUCCUCUAGAAAAUCUUUCAUAUCUUCCUUCUGACAGGGCGGCAUCUUUUACCCCCAAUGCUGUAUUUCAGCAGACAUCUACCCUUACGCCCGAUGGCGAUUUCGUUCGACCAUUAAUAGCGCCCCCUAUUCCACAGAUCCUAGAGCGCGUUGGGCCCACGACAAAGCAGAAGCCUUUUAUACUCUGGACCGAGGAGAUGAACGAUGAAUUCUGUGGGUGGUGGUUGGUGACAGAGUAUGGAAGUCAGAUGAAAAGGAAUAUUUUUGAGAAACGACGCCAAGGGGACUGUUGGAAGCACUUCCAUCAGGUUGCUACGGUUCAAGAUGGGUCUCCUAAGGUUAUGUGCAAAGUAUUUCAUGGCCCUCAACCAGAGAGCUUUACCCUCGAGGAGUUUGAUGAGAGUGUGGUUUCGCUAAUUACAGAGUUACGACUACCAUUUCAGUUUGUUGAACAUCCUCGGUUUCAUAAACUAGUCAAACUGGCUAGUCUCGCUCCAUCUCCGCCUCGGAUUUUGUCUGCGUAUCUAGUACGGCGGAAGAUUCAGGCGAAAGUGAUAGAACGCCAAAAGAGCCUUCUACAGAUGCUUCCGCCCGCCUUUAUGGCUAUUACCGGUUAUUUUAUUGAUACGGACUGGCACUACCGUGAAAUCUUGCUUGGCUUUGAGUCACUUCAUGGAAGCCAUAAAGGUGCCGACCUUAGUGUUGCUCUUUUGGAUCUUCUCAAAAAACAUCAGAUCGAAGAUCGGGUUUUAACGAUGACCACUGACAAUGCCUCAAAUAACACGACGCUCCAUGAUAGUAUCAAGGAAGCUCUUGACUCACUCGCGUUACCAGAUGGCACCCCUAUUGUUCGAAUUCCCUGUAUGGCACAUGUUAUCCAACUCAGUUUAACCGAGCUUCUUGGCAGGAUGGAAGCAGUCCCAAAGAAUGACCGAGAGGAAAUGGAAUGGACAGAAACUGAGACCCGGAGUGAAACUCAGGGGAGGAAUAAAGAUAUUGUGCUUACUCUCAAUAAGGUUCGGCGACUGGCAGUCUGGGUUAAUAGAAGCCCUCAGCGCAGAGAGCAAUUCCUCGAGCUCCAGUCUAAAGAGCCAAGGCUUGUCCUGAUACAGGAUGUCAAAACCCGCUGGAAUUCCACAUUUGUAAUGCUUCAGCGUGCCAAAAAACUACAGAAUAUCUGCGACAAGUAUUGUUCUGAGUGUGGCCUCUCUAGCCUUGUGCUUACUGAAGACGAAUGGAAGCAGAUUGACUAUCUUCUUUCUAUCACACAGCCCUUCUUCAACUUCACAACUGUCCUCUCAAAGACUAAGGAUGUCACUAUCCAUAUAGUCUUUAGUAUCUACAAUCAGCUCUUCGAUCAUCUCGAGAGGUCUGUAGACCAGCUUAGACGAAAGAAAGCAAGGUGGCAGAUAACAAUGCGGACUGCUCUCGAGUAUGCAAUACAGAAGCUAAGAGGCUAUUAUGCUGAGACCGACAAGGCUCAUGGUGAUCUCUAUGCGAUUGCGACUAUUAUGGCACCCCAGAACAAGCUUGAUUACUUCUCCGGGAAGGACUGGAAGGAGCCUUAUCGCAAACAAUACCGCGAGAGUCUUGACAAAUACCUUGAGCCAUACAAGCCGCGUCACUUAGAAACACAGCCAGCAUCACAUGGGGUUUCCUCUAUAGCGCAGUUCUCUGUAGUUGAUCAGAUGGGGGACAGACAGACUGCCCAGGGGUCUGAGAUUCACCGAGACGAUGAGCUUACACAAUAUCUUGGCAGCAGUACUCGCAAGAUUAACCCUUGUGUCUUUUGGAGAGGUAAUCAGUAUGAGUUCCCGAUUCUUGCGAGCCUUGCACGAGAUGUCCUUUCUGUUCCUGCAACUGGUUCUGGGGUCGAACGGCUAUUCAACACUGCGCGUGAUAUCUGUCACUACCGCCGAGGGUCUCUCAAACCGACCACUAUCCAGGAUCUUAUGAUGUAUUUAUGUACAUCCAGGUUCGACAUUGAAAGUGAGCAGCAUACAUUCAUAGAGGAGUACCUUACAGCGCAGGAGAUACAAACACUGAAGGAGAAAAAUAAGUCUGAAAGACUAGAUGAUAAUGUGUUUGAUCUGAUCAGUGAUACUGAAGAAGAUCCCUCAGCUAAGGCUCAACCAACGCAGGCUCCGAGCAGGGUUGCACUUGGUAAGAGACCCCUCAGAGAUAUCAGAGACACACCUCUGAUUGAACUCGGAGACGAGGAUGAUGAUGACCAAGUGGAUGAAAUUCCGCUACCUGAUAAUUCAAAUCUGCAGGAUGAAGGUGGUACCCAGAGGCGUACAUCAGGGCGUGUUCCAAAGCGUUCGAAGCGGGAUGAUGGUGAAUGGGAAUAUAUAAAGCCCUAG
This is a messenger RNA of Penicillium angulare, 2424 nucleotides long. RefSeq lists its product as uncharacterized. Lineage: Eukaryota; Fungi; Ascomycota; Eurotiomycetes; Eurotiales; Aspergillaceae. The coding region runs from base 1 to 2424 and encodes 807 amino acids. The transcript is spliced from 5 exons. Gene Ontology annotation, molecular function: protein dimerization activity. The record is from RefSeq and is a predicted model, not a curated record.